Messenger RNA from Choloepus didactylus (southern two-toed sloth), 2605 nucleotides. Its product is annotated as amidophosphoribosyltransferase. The coding region runs from base 84 to 1637 and encodes 517 amino acids. Gene Ontology annotation, molecular function: amidophosphoribosyltransferase activity. The transcript has a single exon. Gene Ontology annotation, biological process: purine nucleobase biosynthetic process; purine nucleotide biosynthetic process. NCBI's taxonomy places the organism in Eukaryota, Metazoa, Chordata, Mammalia, Pilosa, Megalonychidae. The record is from RefSeq and is a predicted model, not a curated record.
AAAGAAGCUGCUGUCGGGAUCACAGGGGCCGGGGGGGCUGCUGGUUGGCGCUUGAACCUGGGCCUCGGCGGCACGUGCUUGAUAUGGAACUGGAGGAGUCGGGGAUCCGAGAGGAAUGUGGCGUGUUCGGGUGCAUCGCUUCGGGAGAGUGGCCCUCACAGCUAGAUGUGCCGCAUGUGAUCACCCUGGGACUCGUGGGGCUGCAGCACCGGGGUCAGGAGAGUGCUGGUAUUGUGACCAGUGAUGGGAGUACAGUGCCAACAUUCAAAACACACAAGGGUAUGGGUCUUGUAAAUCAUGUCUUUAAUGAAGAUAAUUUAAAGAAAUUAUAUAUUUCAAAUCUUGGUAUUGGACAUACAAGGUAUGCUACUACCGGAAAAUGUGAAUUAGAAAAUUGUCAGCCUUUUGUUGUUGAAACGCUUCAUGGGAAAAUAGCAGUGGCACAUAAUGGCGAAUUGGUAAAUGCUGCCCGAUUAAGGAAAAAGAUUCUGCGUCAUGGUGUUGGUCUGUCAACAAGUUCUGAUAGUGAAAUGAUUACCCAAUUAUUGGCAUAUACCCCUCCUCAGGAACGAGAUGACACCCCAGACUGGGUAGCUAGGAUUAAAAACUUAAUGAAGGAGGCACCUACAGCAUACUCCCUGCUUAUUAUGCACAGAGAUGUUAUUUAUGCAGUCCGAGAUCCUUAUGGAAAUCGCCCUCUAUGCAUUGGUCGUCUUAUUCCUGUAUCUGAUAUAAAUGGAAAAGGGAAAAAGCUCUCAGAAACGGAAGGAUGGGUGGUAUCUUCAGAAUCUUGUAGCUUUUUAUCUAUUGGUGCAUUAUAUUUCCGUGAAGUCUUGCCUGGAGAAAUUGUGAAAAUAUCCAGACAUAGUGUCCAAACUCUUGAUACUGUAUCAAGGUCUGAAGGAAAUCCAAUGGCUUUUUGUAUAUUUGAAUAUGUUUAUUUUGCAAGACCAGAUAGUAUAUUUGAAGACCAAAUGGUUUACACGGUAAGAUACCGUUGUGGUCAGCAGUUAGCAAUUGAAGCACCUGUGGAUGCAGAUUUGGUCAGCACUGUUCCUGAAUCUGCUACACCUGCUGCCCUUGGUUAUGCAGCAAAGUGUGGACUUCCAUAUGUGGAAGUGUUGUGUAAAAACCGCUAUGUAGGAAGAACCUUCAUUCAGCCAAAUAUGCGGUUAAGACAGCUUGGUGUUGCAAAAAAAUUUGGAGUAUUGUCAGACAACUUUAUAGGCAAAAGAAUUGUUCUUGUAGACGAUUCUAUCGUGAGAGGCAAUACCAUCUCUCCCAUAAUAAAAUUGCUCAAAGAAUCUGGUGCAAAAGAGGUACACAUUCGAGUUGCCUCACCACCAAUUAGAUAUCCAUGUUUCAUGGGAAUAAAUAUUCCCACAAAAGAAGAGCUUAUUGCCAAUAAGCCAGAAUUUGAACAUCUUGCAGAAUAUUUAGGAGCAAACAGUGUUGUAUAUCUAUCAGUAGAAGGACUGGUUUCGUCUGUACGAGAAAGAGCAAAAUUUAAAAAACAGAAAGUGGAAAAGCAAGGAAUUAUGAUUCAAGAAAAUGGGAAUGGUCUGAAAUGUUUUGAAAAGAGCAGUCAUUGUACAGCUUGUCUCACUGGAGAAUACCCUGUGGAAUUGGAUUGGUAGCUGAUGGGGACAAAUAUGUCAUUUCAAGAUAUAAAGUUGGUCAAGAAAUUAUAGUGAUUAAGCCUUAUUAUCCAGUUAUUGUUACUCAGUUGGUACAAUGUAAAAUGCCACAUGCUUAUGUUUACCUUUGUGAGUUUUGGGGUUUUUCUGAAAAGGCUACCAAAGUGCUAUGCUUUCUUUAAUAAUCCUAGAUAAAUAUUUUGGUGUUAUCUAGGAAUUCUGUGUGCUCCUUUCAGUUUUAUUUAGUAGUUUAAUAAAACUUUGAAGUUACCAAUUAUGAGAUAUCAUAUACACUUAAUUUCAGAUAUUCAACAGUAAUGCAAAGAAGAGGUAAAUUUCUGUAUUAGAAUUGCCAGGUACUGUAUCUUCCUAAGAAUUCUUAGAGAAUUUUGGAAAUGUUUUUUGAGAAUUGUUGAAAUUCAGUUAUGGAACAUUUUCAUAAUUGAACCUUGCUAAUGGUGUAUAGUACAGCAAUAUGUGGCUUUUUUGUUUGUUUUUUACACAAGUGUUAACUAGCCUUUAUCAUCUGGUCAGAAGAUAGAUGGUAAGUGGUGUUUGUCAAGUUCAUAGUGUAAAGGGUUUGCAGAGGUUAGAUGUAGGUAGGAUGUGUGACGCAGAUAGGUGAGUAAAUGCAAAAUUUCAUGCAGUUUGAAUCCAUUAUAAGUGUCUAGUGUCUCUUUCUCAUUUUGGUUGUGACCUUGGCUUCCCUGUCUAACUUAGACAAAUCUUUUUUUUUUUUUUUUAACUCACAGAUGAUACUUGUUCCUCAGUUUCUCCAACUGUGAAUGGGGUGCUUAUCUUAUUAAACUAAAUAGGAGUGUGAAUAAGUGUCACACUUUUGGUGGUAAGAGCCAUCAUUUCACCCCUAAAUUUUAUUAGUAGCUUUUGAAAUGUUGGCUGUUACUCUGCAAUUGAGAUUUCAUUAUGAUGUGAUGAGACACAAUUUGGUAGUGCUUUGCAACUCUCAU